GCGCUUCGCACUCCGUAACGAACGUGCAGCGUGCAGCGUACGGGAUACACAUCGCUCGUGAGUGAACGUGCUUAUCGGGACGUGGUGGUAUAUCAGUUCUUCGGGUUUGCGCUGUGGCUCAGCACGAUCGGUCGGUCUCUCCUCGGACACCUCGCGCUGUCCUUGUCGCACGCGGGAAAAUAGUGUCAUUGCUCGGUUCCGCGACGUGUGAUCUUGCUAUAUCGCGCGCGCGUGUGUGUGUGUGUGUGGUCAUCACAUCACGACGCGGUGCUACGCCGCGGCGAUUGGAUGGACGUCGCGCAGAAGCUGCACCUCGAGGCAUAUAACAUGCCGCAUUAUGAGGAGUUGAACGUCAGUUGUCGCACAAACAGCUCCGGCUGCGACGUCGAGGAUCUGUUGGACACCUCCGUGGAGGACUUCGGCUCGCCGCUGUCGUUGCAGCCGCGUAAACUCUCCUUCACCAGCAUGGACUGCAACGACGACAGUCCGCAGUGCGAUAUGCAGGCCAACAAUAACAACAGGAUCCCGUCGGCCGUAACAGUGCCAUACCAGCCCCUGGCGUCUAGUCCACCAUAUAAGCGUGUUCGAGCAUUGCGCUUAUUCGACUCGCCUACAACCCCGAAAACUAUAAUAGAGAAGAGCGUAAUGCACACCCCCCUUCCCUCCAAAUGUAAUAGGUUUUUCUCUUUAGAGAAACCAAAGCCAUGUAGUUACCCAAAUAAGUCUGAGAAGCCUGCCGCGAAUGUAAAUCCUUUUACACCAAAUGGUAUGCUACUAGCAGCAAGGAAAAGAACUAGAUCCAAACGUAGUCUGAAUAGCUUAUCCGACAUAGAAAUACCAAAGUUCGAUCUCGCCGAUUCCGAAGAUUCCGACAACGACAUCGAACAGGUGACGAAGCGCGUGGCGCUGCAGGAUUCUAAUAUAACCCGCUACCAUCAGGAAUUCCACGAGCUCGGGCUGAUCGGCACCGGCGAAUUCGGCUCGGUUUACAAGUGCAUCAAUCGACUGGACGGCUGCACGUACGCCAUCAAGAAGAGCAUCAAGCCGGUAGCCGGCAGCAUCAACGAGAAGAACGCGCUGAACGAGGUCUACGCGCACGCCGUGCUCGGGAAGCACCAGCAUGUGGUGCGCUACUAUUCUGCCUGGGCAGAGAACAAUCACAUGAUCAUCCAGAACGAGUACUGCAACGGCGGCAGCCUGGCGGACAUGAUCGCCCGUCUGCAGACGCAGAAGACGCACCUGACCGAGCCAAAGCUGCGCCAGCUGCUGCUGCACGUGGCCGAGGGGCUGCGGUACAUACACAGCAUGCAGCUGGUGCACAUGGACAUCAAGCCGGGUAACAUUUUCAUCUCCAAGGAGAAACGGCUGCUAGCCCUCAACUAUGACUCCGCCGACGACGGAUUCGACGAGGAGGAAACCGUCGAGGAGAUCACCUACAAGAUCGGCGACCUUGGCCACGUGACGUCGAUCAGUAAUCCGCAGGUGGAAGAGGGCGACUGCCGUUACCUGCCGACGGAGAUCUUGCACGAGGACUUCGCUCAUCUGCCGAAGGCCGAUAUCUUCGCAUUAGGACUGACGAUUUAUGAGGCGGGCGGCGGCGGGCCUUUGCCGAAGAAUGGACCUGCGUGGCACGCUAUCAGGGAGGGGAACUUGAAGGAGCUGUCGCUUUACAGUCGCGAUUUCAAUGACUUACUGAAGCUGAUGAUUCAUCCCAAUCCAGAGACAAGGCCGACGGCGGUAUCGCUGAUACAACACCGAGUUCUGUGUCCGCUCGGCAACAAGACCAACGCGCAACUACGGAGGGAAUUGAACGCGGAGAAAGUGAAGAAUGAGUUUCUGUCGAAGCAGCUUCAACAGACAGUUAAGUGUCUGAAAACCCUGCCGGCCAACGUUACCGCCAUUAGCAACACGACCGGGGGUUACAAGUUGCGGCCGACACCCACCAGAGCGUCGUUCCGUAUCGUAGGCAAAAAGGUUAAUCGUAGCAAUAGCACCACAAACUUUUGAGAAAACCCUUCCGCGUUGCGCUAUAGUGUAAGAUACUCAUCAAUAAUGGCGGCUCGUGAAGAAGAUUUCGACUUAACAACACGAU
Dinoponera quadriceps is the source of this 2092-nucleotide messenger RNA. RefSeq names its product wee1-like protein kinase. Gene Ontology annotation, molecular function: non-membrane spanning protein tyrosine kinase activity; ATP binding; magnesium ion binding. Gene Ontology annotation, biological process: protein phosphorylation; mitotic cell cycle. The record is from RefSeq and is a predicted model, not a curated record. Bases 289 to 2007 code for a protein of 572 amino acids. Gene Ontology annotation, cellular component: nucleus. Lineage: Eukaryota; Metazoa; Arthropoda; Insecta; Hymenoptera; Formicidae. The transcript is spliced from 4 exons.